AUUGGCGAAACAUGAUAAGAAACUGAAUUUUAGAAUAUGUCGCAAGCGUAUACUUUCUCACGUCGCGGCUUCGUCACUCACCAAUUAACUUAGUUUGCUUGCCAUAGUCGGACGGAAUAUAAAGGACUGAUCACUCAACUGAGUCUCUUAUCGCUGCAUCUGCUGGUUACAGUGCUUUUUUGAAUGCACAUUUCAUGUGUCAUCUUCUCCUUGAUCUGGCGAUGCUCCGACAGAAGAUGGGAUGGGGCAUUGAGUCAACCGAAGAGUGUUGGGUUUCUCAACAGCAAUUAUCUUUGGUUGGUAACAUUCUGCAGGUUUGUUGGUAAUUGAAGGCUUGAAGCAAUGGAUACUCUUCUGAAACAGCAGCCUCCGAGAAUCACAUCAGAGCGGCAAGAGCUAAUCAACUCCAGGAGCAGACCAGUGACUUCAUUGAGCAGAGUCUCUUGCUGCCAUUAUUCUGAUUCUUUCCUUCGGCUUGAGAAUAGAGAUUCGUUUUCUGCACAGAAUUUUAAGUCGGUUCAAAGUUCGUCGAAAAGAAGGCCAUUCAAUUCAUCUCCAGAAAAGACUAUGCUGGUCUUGAAUACCGGUCUCGGUAGGGUUAGGACUGCCAGUGUUUGUCGAAGAUUCGAUUGCACAGCGUUUUCAAAUUCCUGUUGCAGAAGAUGGUUAACUGGACACAGGUUUGCAGUCAAUUCUGAGUCCUCCAAUCAAGAAAUCGCUGGAUUUCCGAAUCAAAGUAUAGUAGGAGAGAGUAGAAUAUUUCGUGACACACUCAUAUUAUGCCACCAGCGUGAGCCAGCUCUUAGGGCAAGGAGUGCUGCGCUUGGGCACUCACCGUCCGACGAUGAAGACGCCGAUCCUUGCAUUGAGGAGCAGGAUAAUGAGGGUAAUACCACGGAAUCGCUGCCGCCUUCCCAACCUACCAUUUCAUCGUGGGUGCUAAGACUCUGGAAGGUUGACUGGGCGAGGGUGAUUUUUGGGCUUUCCCAUGAUGAAAAACCUUGGACAGUUCCCUGGACGGGUCAAACAAUCUUUCAGGUCAUGUUCUUGUGGUUUGCAGCAUUCUGGUUGGUAGGCUCUUGGAUCAUUCCCAUAGCUGCUCAAGCUGCAGGCUUCAGCAAGCAGAGCUUGACGUACAGGGGACAAGCACUCUACAGCCUCGUCACUGACAUAGCCGAAGGAACGGUGGGAUUGGGUAUUCUCUACAAAUGCCUCACACGGUUUCAUCCUCUUCCAAAUGAGUGGUUUCCUGUUUCUUGGCGGGGCACAUGGUACGUUGAAGCGUGCCUUGGCUGCCUAAUGUUUCCCCUCGUAAAUCGUCUCUCGCAGCUCAACCUCGACAUUCUACCGUUCCCAGCGCCCUUCAACUCGUCACACGUGGAGCAAUCUAUCAUGGCAAGGGACCCAGUUGCGACGCUCUUGUAUGCAGUAGUAGUCUCAGUUUGUGCACCUAUAUGGGAAGAGGUCAUGUUCCGAGGCUUCCUUCUGCCAUCACUCACCCGGUAUUUACCUGUAUGGGGCUCUGUCAUUGUUUCUGUGUAGAGUUUCUUCUCUGGAGCAUCGGUAUUCUCCUGAAUUCUCUCAGCUAAAGCUAUUUGAUGUGCCAACACUUUCUACGUGUUUGUUUCCCGCUGCAAAUCAUGGAUCAUGUCCUGCUCCAGCACUUCGAUCCACCAUUUGCUAUAUGCAGUGAUCCAAAGUGAUGCAGGAUGAUGGAUACAAACCGUCUAAUCUGCGAGGAGCUGCAACGUAAUAAUAUGUUAAGAGCAUGGCAAGUAGUUUUGGAUCUGCAGGUGACGAAAAGCUAACUGUCACCACCUAUAUUUUAUCCCUUAACUGGUACAAAACUCAUCUUCAAAGUUUCUCCACUAUGUCAGAAUUCAUUUCAAACUAUGCAAAAGUGGUGACCUGUGCCUCGGUUGUGGUGGUUUACAUUGAAACAAGUCAGCAAACCAAUGAUGCUUUGCUACCUUGUUAUUUGGUCACAUGGAAACUUGUAGGUGGCAGUGAGAUCCAGUUCGCCAAUGCCUAACCUAUUUGAUAUUUGUCCUUGCAAAAAUACUUCCUAUUUUUGAUGCAACACGAGAAUAAUUGAGUUGGAA
Physcomitrium patens is the source of this 2102-nucleotide messenger RNA. RefSeq lists its product as uncharacterized. Gene Ontology annotation, biological process: CAAX-box protein processing. Gene Ontology annotation, cellular component: membrane. The record is from RefSeq and is a predicted model, not a curated record. Gene Ontology annotation, molecular function: metalloendopeptidase activity. NCBI's taxonomy places the organism in Eukaryota, Viridiplantae, Streptophyta, Bryopsida, Funariales, Funariaceae.